UUAGUUUAAUUGAAAAUUGUAUUGAAUGUUAUACUAAUUUAUUGCCUUUUAAGGCCCAUCAGCUUCCUUCUGAUAUGUUGGAUUUUUCCAAAGAUAUUAACUUAGAUCUUUAUCAAAGUCAAUAUCCAAGCAAUCACUCCUCGGAAUCAAACAGAUUGGAUGAAGAUUUUCCCUUAUUACCUUCAGAAAUUCAAUGUGAAGGAUACUCGUAUAAUGAACUCUAUGAAAAUUUAUUUGAAUCAUCAGAUUCUAGUAGUGAAAAUGAAACCCUUGAUUGUAAUAUAGAUAGUCAACAUAAAUAUUCAUUUUAUAUCAAAGUAAAUGAUUCAUUUAAUACCUUUGAACAGAUUGAAAGAAAACUUGAUAGAUAUGCUAUGGAACGUGGAUUUGUAGUCAGAAAAG
Racocetra fulgida is the source of this 402-nucleotide messenger RNA. The record is from the annotation of a GenBank genome assembly. Lineage: Eukaryota; Fungi; Glomeromycota; Glomeromycetes; Diversisporales; Gigasporaceae.